Messenger RNA from Corvus hawaiiensis (hawaiian crow), 1888 nucleotides. It is a transcript of the gene PDPN, whose product is annotated as podoplanin. Bases 270 to 674 code for a protein of 134 amino acids. The record is from RefSeq and is a predicted model, not a curated record. Gene Ontology annotation, molecular function: signaling receptor binding; protein-folding chaperone binding; chemokine binding. Gene Ontology annotation, biological process: regulation of myofibroblast contraction; positive regulation of extracellular matrix disassembly; positive regulation of epithelial to mesenchymal transition. Gene Ontology annotation, cellular component: apical plasma membrane; basolateral plasma membrane; filopodium. NCBI's taxonomy places the organism in Eukaryota, Metazoa, Chordata, Aves, Passeriformes, Corvidae. The transcript has 6 exons.
CUCGUUGAGGACCACCUUAGGCUGCUCCCACCCCUUGGCUAAAGAAAAUAAUUCUGACUCCACUCAGUUUUCUUUAACUGUUCAGUUAUCAUCUGAGAAAACUUUGCUCUUUUCACUAGAGCAGCUAAAGGAAUAUUUGGAAUACCAAAGUAUUUUUUGCAGUGAUUUCUUUUUAUCAUCUCAAUUCUCCACUACCUCUAAAAAAAUUAAUCAGAAUUUGGAUCCGUCUGGUUUCAGGAUUGGAAAGUGACUCUGUAAGCAGAUCAAAGAUGUUUGUUAAAGUUCCAUUCUUCAUCUUCGUCCUCGGGAGCGUGUCUUUUGUAGCACUUGCUCAAGAAGCAAGCUCAGUUCUAGAAGGAGAAGAAAGUGCAACAAUUGAUUUCAGAGACAGAAAUGACACAGAAUUUGAAGAAUUUCCAACAGUGAUUGGACACCUGAAGACCACGGAAAGUGCCUUUGUCCUGGAGGGGGAAAGUGAAAAUUCUACUGCUUAUGAAGUUAACACAGAAAGUGUCAAUGGUGAACGGAGUGGGGAACCAGAGAAAACUGAUGAAGGUGGUCUGGGAACAACUGCACUGGUUGGAAUAAUUAUUGGAAUCAUUGUUGCAGUUGGAAUCCUUGCAGGAAUAAUAAUUGCUGUUGCAAGGAAGAUGUCAGGCAGGUACUCGCCCUAAAGACAGUUGAAACAAGCAACCAUGCCAUUCUAUGCCAGAAAAUCAAGUGCUUCUUAUUUUACACAAACUAAAGACUAUUCCUAUAUUUGUGUGAGAAGAUGAUCCAUGGAAAAUAUAGUCAAAGAAUUUCAGAUCUAUGGGGAUACCACACAACUCUAAGGAUCACCCUCACCCCCCCACCCCCCCCACCCCCCCCCCAGAGUAUGGAACAUUUCAUAGGAUUUUUUACUAACCAGAAGUUUACUAGAAGAAAAAGAUUUUGCAGUAAGAAAAAACCCUGCAGCAAAGAGAUGUACAUCUGAAAUGUGAUUUUGCAGGUAUUAUAUGCUUGGGUUUUAAAUGCUACCAAAGACUAUUUCACAUUACUUGAUAUGUAUUCUUUUAAAACAAAAAAACCCCCGUGUUUUUGACUGGUUAAGUGCUUCUGGCAUGUUCAUCUACCACAUGAUGUAUCAAAAUGGAGGAAUUAGCUUCAGAGAGAACCAGUUAUUUACAAAUUAGGAAAAUACUGGGUAUUCUAAGCUAAAAUCUUUCCACUACUGAUACAGAUUUUCUGCUCUUGAUACUUAAUGUUAUUUUGUGGCAAAAUAUGGUAGGUCUGGCUGGAACUGACCUACCAAGCGAAAGCUUGCUCGUCUGACUAUGGCAUCAGGAAUUUCCUGCCUUCCCUUGUUGUGGAGACACGCAGGAAUUGAAAUACACAUCCUGAAUUAAGGGGUGCUUGGAAAAUACCCAGUUUUGAUGGGUCACUUUAGAGCUGAUGUGUAGAAGCUUUUUAAUUAGCAUACACCAUUUUUUUCUUUAUGCCUGUCCCAUUUUCUAACUGUACAGUAGAUUUGUUUGACAACAUGUGCAACACCAGGUCAGAAUGUGUCACUGAGGUAUAAUGCAUCUUUGGAGUCUGCAGCUUUUCUGGGGCAUAUUUAGUGCAGCACGACCUGAAUGUGCAGAGCUCAGGGCAAAGGCUUUGCACGUCAAGUGGCUGCAGUGCAUCAGGUUUCCUAAAUUUUAUGGCACUUCAGUCAUGAUAAUCAAUAUGGUCAUCAUUUGCUAAAUGUCAGCUUAUCUGUGUUUGCUUUUCUGUUUCUUUCAUGUGUGUUGAACUAUCAUAUCGCUACAAGCUUCAGAAAUAAAAAUCAUAAUAUAAACUGUAUUAUUUUACAAUAAUUGUUCUUGGUUUUAUUUUUAAAAAAAGUAAAAUGUCUUAAACUUUC